CAUUUGCGCCGAUUCAGUUCAACUUUGGCCGCGAAACGCGUCGUUCGUGAUUUUUGUGCGCAAUAAAAAUAGCCACACUGUGUGUCAACGCGAGAAUCUCAUGUUAGACCUUAUUUAUAUUGCCGCAGUGUAGAUAAAAAAAAGGUUCGCUUGCGGGACGUGAAAGUCUCACAUGUUUUAAUACGCUAGUAAAUAGAGAUUAGUGAAGUAAAAGAGUGUAACAGCAACAACAGCGGUAGAACAACAACAUCAACAAGAGCACUGCAUAUUUUGUAGAUCAAGCAGCGACAUCAGCACGAAAAUGGCCGACAACCUCGCUUCUCCCAUCAAGGCAUUUUAUACGGGCAAAAAUGUCUUCAUUACCGGCGCCACUGGCUUUGUGGGCGUUACCAUUGUUGAAAAGCUAUUGCGCGAUAUACCCGAAAUCGGCACCAUCUAUCUGCUGAUGCGUCCCAAAAAAGGCAAGACGGUGGCACAACGUUUGGAAGACAUACGCAAGAAUUCCGUUUUCGACAAGUUCAAAGAGUUGAAAAUCGAUGAGAAGCGCUUCGAUAAGAUUGUGCCCAUUGAAGGUGAUGUGGGUCAAGAGCAUUUGGGCAUCUCCGAAACGGAACGUCAGGUGUUGAUCGACAAUGUGCAUGUGGUCUUCCACUCUGCUGCCACAUUGGAUUUUUUUCAAUCACUCAAAGAGACAACAAAUAUUAAUUUAUUGGGCACACGACGUGUGGUGGAGUUGUGUAAGCAACUGUCCAAAUUGGAGGCUAUUGUACAUGUCUCCAGCGCUUAUGUAAACUCCUAUAUUACUGAAGUGGAGGAGAAACUAUAUCCAUCUCCAGAUGAUCCAGAAAAGGUCAUACACUUGGCUGAAACGCUAAGCGAUGAGGCGCUCAAAGAGUUAGAGCCCAAGUUGUUGAAAGAUCAUCCCAACACGUACACGUUCACCAAACACUUGGCCGAACACGAAGUGGCCAAUGUGGCCUCACGUUUUCCAUGCGGCAUUGUGCGACCAAGCAUGAUCACUGCCGCCUGGAAGCAGCCAACGCCCGGUUGGACAAUCUCAAAGAAUGGCCCACAAGGCUUCUUUAUGGGCGCUUCUCGUGGCAUUCUGCGUCGUUUACCUUUAGAUCCGACCAUUAUCAUGGAUUACAUACCCGUCGAUGUGGUGGUGAAUGCAAUCAUCGCAACCGGUUACUAUGUAAAUGCGCUCAAAGUCAAAAACGCCGGCAAACCAGCUGAGCUCCAAAUUUUCCAUCUCACUUCCAGCACGUAUAAGCCAUUUCGUUUCGAGUUCUUGAUAAAUAAAAUUAAUGCAUUCCUCCAUGAAUAUCCGCUGGUGUCCGCUGUUUGGUAUCCAAAUCUAAAGUUGGUCAAGAGCUUAUUCCUCUUCCGUUUAGGCGCUAUACUGUUUCACUUUAUACCCGGUUUCUUCCUGGACUUGGUCACCAAACUUAGCGGUGGCAGACCCAUCCUUAUCCGCCUGCAUAAAAGUGUCUGGAAUUCGUUGAAUACUUUGGAGAAAUUUAUUUUUACUGAAUGGCAUUAUGACAGUAAACAUACGUUGGCGCUUUCCAAGCAGUUGGAUCCACGUGAUCGUGAAACAUUUUUCAUUGAUAUCGGCGAUUUAGCUUGGGAUGACUACUUCCUCAACACGAUUAUGGGCGUGCGUCAAUAUCUAAGCAAGGAAUCACCGAAAACAUUAUCGGCUGCCAGAAAGAAGGAUAAGAUUUUGUUGGCCUUACAUGUUGCUCUUCAAUUGGCUUUCUACUAUGGCAUAUGGAAGCUAGCUAUAUUUGCUUUUGGUCUCUCCAACGCCAAGGCUGCACUUAUACUGCCAGUUGCCUACUUCCUUUUUGGACUUAUUUAAGAACAUCAUCACAAUUAAUACAUAAUCACAUAUAUUUUCUUUACUUGAAUCUUGUGUAGAUUCGCCGUGAAUUUUUUGUGUAAUUGCGUACACAAAUAUUUAUUUGAAUUACUGAUUUAAAGAAUCAUCAUUUUUUAUUUUCUCUUAACUUCAAGGCUUGGUUUAUAUGCAGUACUUAUUGUCAAUAUACGUAUAAAUACUAAAUAAAGUGCUUUUGUAUUAAAAAUAAAAAACAUAAAAAAAAUUAACUGUUUACAAAAUUAUUAAUUUUCUUAGCCGCUAAUAUCAUUUUUGGUUUUUUGAUAUUUCAUUCAAAACCUCUAUGUGUUUUUGCUUGGCGCGUUUUUCUUUAAAUGUCAUCUUUCCCUUUCGCUGUUGUGGCGCCUUCCUGAUCGGUUUCCGACCGUGGUCCAGCCAAUCACGUAUGGCGCUUUCAGCAUCUAAAUGUGCUGGUAAAUGUAUUUGACGUAUCAUACGUGGACGUACCAUAAACUGUUCGAAGGGAUAUUGAAGACCAUAUCUAUCUAUAAACACUGCAUCUAUUAAGUGGAUAUUCAUAAAACCAUCAGUUCCAGUGGCAUCAAUACGUCCGGCCACAGAUGAUUCGUUUCGCAAAUCUAUCAAAACUGAAUGACCGUCCAGCAGAAAGGGUAAACAGUUGAGAGUAUUUGUGAUAAGAUAGGUUUCUUUUCCGCUGGCUUUUUGCAUUUUAAAACUAAAAUUGCAUAGAAAACUCUCUAAUAAUAAAUAGUUUUAAAUAUUCUCUAAGAAAUUCCCAUAAUUUAUUUGUGUUGGCAGUUGUUAAUUGCGUAUAUUCACAAUGAUGAAGAUGGUAUUGACAGUGUGCUGUUCACGAUAAAACAAGUUUACUUUUGUAAUGUAAAUUUUCAAAAAAGUAUAAAAUUUUUUAUUAUUUACAAUUUAAAUACAUCCCUUUCAUGCAUAAAAAAUUAUCAAUGAUACAUUUUUUACAUGUUGCAGAAACUGUUUUGAUUAAUGAUUAUUGUAUUUCGUUAUUUGUCAACACUAAACAAUGAGUUUAUUGUGAAUGACUUCAUCAAAAGAAGCAGGUAGUAAAUAAACCACUAAAUAAACUUCGACGUAAAACAAAGUGUGAGAUUGUAGAGAUUAAAUUAUUUAAGAAUAAAUAUAAGCAAAUACAACGCACAGAUCAACACUAGUUUUAAAUUGAUAAUAUAAAGGUGAAGUCAUCAAUAUCUGCGUAAUACACGCAAUCAAUAUAAAA
This is a messenger RNA of Bactrocera dorsalis (oriental fruit fly), 3110 nucleotides long. RefSeq names its product putative fatty acyl-CoA reductase CG8306. NCBI's taxonomy places the organism in Eukaryota, Metazoa, Arthropoda, Insecta, Diptera, Tephritidae. Gene Ontology annotation, biological process: long-chain fatty-acyl-CoA metabolic process. The record is from RefSeq and is a predicted model, not a curated record. The coding region runs from base 302 to 1864 and encodes 520 amino acids. Gene Ontology annotation, molecular function: alcohol-forming very long-chain fatty acyl-CoA reductase (NADP+) activity. Gene Ontology annotation, cellular component: peroxisome. The transcript has 10 exons.